Messenger RNA from Rangifer tarandus platyrhynchus (Svalbard reindeer), 1020 nucleotides. The record is from the annotation of a GenBank genome assembly. Lineage: Eukaryota; Metazoa; Chordata; Mammalia; Artiodactyla; Cervidae.
AUGGCUAUGGAGAUGCAGCUUGAAGCAAAUGCAGAUACUUCAGUGGAAGAAGAAAGCUUUGGUCCACAACCUAUUUCUCGAUUAGAGCAAUGUGGUAUAAAUGCCAAUGAUGUGAAGAAAUUGGAAGAAGCUGGAUUUCAUACCGUAGAGGCUGUUGCCUAUGCACCAAAGAAGGAGCUAAUAAAUAUUAAGGGGAUUAGUGAAGCCAAAGCUGAUAAAAUUCUGACUGAGGCAGCUAAAUUAGUUCCAAUGGGUUUCACCACUGCAACUGAGUUCCACCAAAGGCGAUCUGAGAUCAUACAGAUUACUACUGGCUCCAAAGAACUUGACAAACUGCUUCAAGGAGGAAUUGAGACUGGAUCCAUCACAGAGAUGUUUGGAGAAUUCCGAACUGGGAAGACCCAGAUCUGUCAUACAUUGGCUGUAACAUGCCAGCUUCCCAUUGACCGAGGUGGAGGUGAAGGAAAGGCCAUGUACAUUGACACCGAAGGUACCUUUAGGCCAGAACGGCUGCUAGCAGUGGCUGAGAGAUAUGGCCUCUCUGGCAGUGAUGUCCUGGAUAAUGUAGCAUAUGCUCGAGGGUUCAACACAGACCACCAGACCCAGCUCCUUUAUCAGGCAUCGGCCAUGAUGGUAGAGUCCAGGUAUGCACUGCUAAUUGUAGACAGUGCCACCGCCCUCUACAGAACGGACUAUUCGGGUCGAGGUGAGCUUUCAGCCAGACAGAUGCACUUGGCCAGGUUUCUGCGGAUGCUUUUGCGACUUGCUGAUGAGUUUGGGGUAGCAGUGGUAAUCACCAACCAGGUGGUGGCCCAGGUUGAUGGAGCAGCCAUGUUUGCCGCGGACCCUAAGAAGCCUAUUGGAGGAAACAUCAUUGCUCAUGCCUCAACAACAAGACUGUACCUGAGAAAAGGAAGAGGGGAAACCAGAAUCUGCAAAAUCUAUGACUCUCCUUGUCUUCCUGAAGCUGAAGCUAUGUUUGCCAUCAAUGCGGAUGGAGUGGGAGAUGCCAAAGACUGA